Molecule: messenger RNA, 416 nt
Organism: Trichogramma pretiosum
Lineage: Eukaryota; Metazoa; Arthropoda; Insecta; Hymenoptera; Trichogrammatidae
Exons: 2
Coding region: 45-416 (123 amino acids)
Source: RefSeq, a predicted model, not a curated record
GUUAGGUGUUGGCUCUUGCCCCAUCGAUGAAAUAAAUUUCAAUCAUGAGUUUUCAAAUUUAUAGUAUCAUUUGGCCAUACAUAAUCAAAUUUUGCGCGUUCAAGCUCACUUGGAUCUUUGCCUUUGUCGUCGUUUGUAUCUCCAGUUUCAUCGUGAUAGUGGUACUUGUGAAAAUUUGCUAUAACUCAAUUAAUUUAAAAACUCUAAGAAAUUCAUUUGCCUUGCAGUACAAAAAUCAAAUGGAAGAGCUGAAAAAUUGCGUUUUUUAUCAAGACCCAGCAGAGGUUAGUUGUGUGAGAAAAUUAAAAAAUAAAUGUCAACUUGAAAUGUCUAAUUAUGGAAUUAUUUUGAAAAGAGCGCCGACGAGCCACUGCAAGAGCUUCGACAACGACUGGGAGAGAAUCAGAUCGCAGUAA